CCGGGACACGCCCUUCCCGUGAUGCUCCGCGUUCCCUAGUAACCGCGCCGUUGCUACGGGCGGCCUGGGAGCGGCCGCCAUGGCGGCGGCCCUGAGGCUAGGGACCCUUUUCCUCCUCAUCCUCCUCUUGCCGCUCCGGGCAGCGGAGCCGAGCGUGGAGCCUGCGGUCAGUGAGGCGGGCCCUGCAGCGCCACCGGAGACCCGCGCUGCUGCCCGGGCGCGGCCCCGCAGCGGGCCGGCUCCGGUCACGGAUGUUGCCAAGCUGUGUGUUUGUGAUCUGUUGGUGGCACAGUGUGAUGUAAAUUGCUGCUGUGACCCUGAUUGCAGUGCAGCAGAUUUCAGUCUCUUCACUACAUGCUCAGUUCCUAUUGUCACAGGUGACAGCCGUCUUUGUAGUCAGAAAGCUGCUAUAUAUUCACUUGAUGUUGAAGCAAAUCCACCAGAAAGGAUAUUUAAAUUAAUUGAUCAAGUCAAUCCCAGUGUUUUCUGCAUUCACACUGCAAACUAUAAACAAGCACUCUCCUUCAGUUCCCCUGAAAUACCUACUUCUGAAAACUUUGAUCAGUUGCUUCAACAGUUCGGAAGUACUUCUUUCAGUGCUGAGCCUGACAGCUGGAACAUGAACACAGAUGCUCAAAAUCCUUCUGAUGUGAAUGAAACUUACAGGUACAAGUAUGGUGUUCCUAUACAGACAGUGGAUACAUUUCUAAGACUACCUAGUCCUGUUGUCACCUCUUGGUGCUCUGAUGCGAAUCCUGCAGCGUUUUUAGUAAACCAGGCUACAAAAUGCACUAGGUCAGUAAGUGUGGAAAACUGUGGCAACAUUCAAGCAGUUAGUAUGCUGUUCUAUAUCAACUCCAGCAUUUUGGCAGUACCCAAAUCAAGUCAGAUGGUUAAUAUUACUGUCCGGUCCAUAGUUGCCCAGUCUCUGAAUGGAACGCGGACUUUACUUAACGGUAGUGAUGUCCUCAGGCUCCCCAUGAUUUUGGACGAACUGUGCAUAAAUAUAGUUCUUGGGGUGAGUUAUCACAUUACAUACACAGACACAGGAGAAAUAAUAGAAGCAGCUGCUUCUUUUGUUUUGGGGGCAAUUAAUAAAGAAGCACUUUCAAUACAGCAGAGCUUUGAAAUCAGCUUUACUCAGGUAAAUACAAAGCCAAUUCCUCUCAGUGGUAAUCCUGGUUAUGUUGUUGGACUGCCUGUAAGAGCGGGCUUCCGGCCACAAGGAUCUGGCAUCAUUCAGAAUACUAACAAAUACAGUCAACUUACCAUUCUGCAAAGUACAUCCAGCCAGGACUGUCUGGCAGCACAGGGAGCCAGAACCCCCGUAUUAUUUGGUUAUAAUGUGAUAUCAGGCUGUAAGUUACGAAUUACUGCAGCUAUGAAAUGUCAGCCUUUGACUCAGACCAUCCUAGAUUUACUGAAGGGACAAAGCUUUCCUGAAUAUGUGGCCUCGUUUGGAAAUUCUCAAGCCCAGGAUGUGCUCGACUGGGUGCCAAUAACUCACCUCCACACCUCAGAACAGAGCUCAUGCCAAAUACCAGUAUCACUUGAAAUAGAAGUGAAGUGGACUAAAUAUGGAUCCCUUGUCAAUCCACAAGCCAGAAUAGUGAAUGUUACGGCAAUGAUCACUACCACCGCAUUGAAGCAGCUUCCCUCAGGAAGGGAAAGGACUAUUCCUAUAACAAGUUCUGUUGUUUUCACUGAUAUUUCUUCACCUGCAGAGCCAGGCUAUAAAGCUUGGCCCACCAUUAAUGCCAAGUUACCCUUUGAUUUUUUCUUUCCAUUUGUCUAAGUUCUUUUAAUAUGUUGAUUUAUGAGCUGUGGAAGCAGAAAGAACUUUGUAGCCCAGCGGGCCACAAACGAACACUUAAAAUGGAAGAAGAGAUGAGAGAACACAGUAUCAGAACUCAAAUCUGCUGCUGAGAACAAGGCACUGUUUGACGUAAGAUGGCACAUGUUUGCCUCUAUUUUGGUGCUGAUUUGAUUGUCAAUUAAAGGAGUGGUAUGUUGGUAUUUUUGAAAUGAUUGUUAUAUAAAUAAAGUGUCACAAGCAGCAACAGAAAUGAGGAAACUACCAACAAUAUGAAAAGAAUGGUUGGCAAAGAAGAGAUGUACUAAUGAUGAAUGGUCAGCUUAUAGAGAAGAAAAGACCUUUUCAGCCUGUAUUCUUAUCGUUUGUACUGCAUGUUUCUACAAGCUGUUGCAAACAAAGAGUAUUAUCACUGAAAUAUUCAAUUAUUUAAAAUAAGUGGUACUUUUGUGGA
Phalacrocorax carbo (great cormorant) is the source of this 2267-nucleotide messenger RNA. The record is from RefSeq and is a predicted model, not a curated record. NCBI's taxonomy places the organism in Eukaryota, Metazoa, Chordata, Aves, Suliformes, Phalacrocoracidae.